Petromyzon marinus (sea lamprey) is the source of this 9534-nucleotide messenger RNA. RefSeq lists its product as uncharacterized. Gene Ontology annotation, biological process: protein phosphorylation. Gene Ontology annotation, molecular function: protein serine/threonine kinase activity; ATP binding. The record is from RefSeq and is a predicted model, not a curated record. Gene Ontology annotation, cellular component: cytoplasm. Lineage: Eukaryota; Metazoa; Chordata; Hyperoartia; Petromyzontiformes; Petromyzontidae.
AAGGGGCAGGGAGGGGAUGGGAGGGCGGACUUCACAUCUGCUCGGCGGUGUCACCGCCGCGAUGAUUUUUGUUGUUGUUCUGUGAUCGUGCUGCUGGCUCGCGAAGGGGCGGGCGGUGGCAGCAGUAGCAGCAGCGUUCAGCCAGCGGAGGUGCUCCCUUACCCCACCCCCCAAACCCCCAAACCGAACGGGCAAUUUAAAAUCUUCGACGGCGAUCGCUGAAAAACAAAUGAACAGCCCGAGAGGCGCCCCACUCUUCUCUCCAUCGUGCGGCGGCGAUAUUCAAGUGCGAAUGCCAAACAAGCCGUUCAUUUCAAUGGACUGACAGACAGACGGAGAGAUUGAAUUGCGCAACUGGGGAGGUGCGAAGGAUUAAACGCGGAACGGCAUUUUUUUUUUUAAAAUAAAUAUCGCUCUCUCAGUCUCUCGCGGAGGCUCCGGGUGACCAAGCAAGCCCCUUCGUUGAGUGGAUGAUUUCCCACCAAGGAAACGCGCAACCGCCUCGUUACUGAGUUCCCUUUAUGCCCAAGGGCGCUCCGGACAUAAGGGCGACGUGCGGAAGGACAAGGCGGCACGUGCCCACCCCGAGCAGAUAGAUGCCAAUUUGCGCGUCACUGGAGGAGCGGCCGGAGUCUUCAGACGCCACGGGCCGGUCGGUGUCUCGUUGGUUUGGAGAUCCUGCGCAAGCGAAACGCUGAGAAGCCCAGAGAGGAGCGAGCUGCUGCUGCUGCCGCUGCCGCCUCGACACUCCAAGGUCAACGGCAGCGAUGUUCUGCACCUCGGAUCGCAUCGCAACAGCCAGAGAUCUCCUCCGUCGCUCCAACAUCUACAGGGGCAAAGGCACGCGUGUUUGAGAAGAGACCCGAGCGAACAAGAGGUCAUUUGGGUGGCUUUGCUCAUCGCAACCCCACCCUUGCCGCUGCAUUGACGGCAACGUCCACUGCUGCUGGAUGAUACCGACUUUGUGGUGGUGACAUUGACGCCGUGGGAAAUCGGAGGGGCGAACAGAGAGAAGAGAGAGAGGGAGGGAGGUCGGCACGUAAGUGCGGGGCUUUCGGGCACCGGGCAGACAGCGUGAGCCACUAAAACAAGCUGGGAAGCUUGCGGGAUUCCAAUGUCCGCGUAAUUGCCGAGUAAGUGCCACUGAAAUACUGGCUCUGGGCUCCGGAGAAAACAAAAAAAGGAAGAGUUGUCCCACCAUCUCGAGAUCAUCAAUGGUUAGGGAUGCCUCUGGCCUGACGUGGUAUGAUUUACUGCCCGACAGCCAUAAUGGCCAUGCAGCAGGAUGAGACCCUGAGCCGGGUGGUGCUGCUGCCCCCUGAGCCGGCAGUAGGGACAGAGCUGCCUGAACCGAGCGCCAUCAGAGAAUCGGCGAUCGGUGGUGAUGCGGAGAGCACCGAGCCGCCACUGUCGACGGAGCAACCCUGCGUGGAGAAACCGCGGAGACAUUCGAACGAUGAGGAGUCGGAGCAGAGUGACCACCUCGAUGAGUUUUGCUUUGACUUCCAGCCGAUGCGGAAGAGGCACACGCGGUCCAAGAAGGGUCGUUAUUUCCAGCAGAGCCGCUUCUCAUCCACCGAGCUUCGGCCCCUCCGGAGGGAGCUGAUCCGGAGUGAUGCAGUCGAGGACUCCGAGCACAGCAAACGCUUCCAGGAGUUCUGCACGAAGAUCGCACGCAGGAGGAGCUAUGAGGGCAGUGGCGGAGGUGGCGACUCCAAGGACAGCCAGGAGGACGAGCUACUCUCAGACCUCAGGACGUACGGUGGGCCCAGGAUGCGAAGGAGCAUGACCGGGGGUGCGGAGCAGGGCCUCAUAUCUGACCUAGAGCGCUGGAAGGCGGCCGGCAGCAGCGGGGACACAGACCAGCGAAAGUGGCGCUUGGAGUCGCGGUCAGACUCGUGCUCAUCGGGCAAAGAGCGGGUGCGCAGCAGCGCCAGCGGCGAGUCGGACCACAGCCUGCUGCUGCACGACACGCGCAAGGAGCGCCACCGCAGCAGCGCCAGCGGAGAAUCCUCGGAGCACGAGAUCUUCCACGAGUGCCACUCGGACGUCUUCCGUUCGCGCAGCAGCAUCAUCAAGUACCUGGAGGAGAUCGACGACUGCUCGGACCGCCACUCGGAAGCCUCCAACCCCAAGGAGGAGCCCGACCUCGGAGACCCGUGCAAGGAAGCGAGUGACCUUCACCACCACCUCCAUCAGCACCACCAUCACCACCGCCGGUCACCCCAGCCCAUCCUGCCUUGCUCGACCCUAGACACGCAAACCGAGGAGGCAGCUGCGGUGCCCACGACAGACCAUGCUCUGCUGCCGGCCAUCGUGGAGGACGACUGCAUGCAGAUAACGCACAAGCUGCUGCACCCGUACGAGGACGUGCGGGAAGGCGAGGACGACGAUGAUGACGACGACGACGACUACUACAAGGCAGUGGGGACAGCUGGUGGCUGCAGUGGCGGAGGAGGGGGAGAGGCCACGGCAUCGGGCGAUGCCGGGGACGAGGACGACGACGACGACGAAGAUGACAACGAUGGGAAGGAAGUACUUCCGGGGCCGGUGAGGCAGGAGCCGCGCCGAGCUGGAGUCGGCGCAACCGCCGGUGGCGCCGCUGGUGCUGGAGUGCGGAUACGCAUGCUGCAGAACCGCUCGACGGGCGGUGGGAUCCUGGACGGACUCUUCGGGUGUCUGCGACCUGUGUGGCACAUCUUUGGAAGGAACUACACGGCCGAGCCCAAGGUGCAGCAGCAAGGUAAAGACAGCUGGGAGGUGCCGUUUGAGGAGAUCUCGGAACUGCAGUGGUUGGGCAGCGGCGCGCAGGGCGCCGUCUUCCUGGGAAAGUUCCGCGGAGAGCACGUGGCUGUCAAGAAGGUGCGGGAGCAGAAGGAGACCGACAUCAAGCACCUGCACAAGCUCAGGCACCCCAACAUCAUCACGUUCAAGGGUGUGUGCACGCACGCUCCCUGCUACUGCAUCAUCAUGGAGUACUGCGCGCAAGGUCAGCUGUACGAGGUCCUGCGUGCCGGCCGUCGCAUCAGCCCCGAGCUGCUGGUCGGCUGGACGCGGGGCAUUGCUCGUGGGAUGAGCUACCUACACCUGCACAAGAUCAUACACCGCGACCUAAAGUCGCCCAAUGUGCUCAUUACGCACGACGACGAGGUCAAGAUCUCCGACUUUGGAACGUCCAAGGAGAUGCGCGAGAAGAGCACACGCAUGUCGUUCGCCGGCACCGUGGCGUGGAUGGCACCCGAGGUUAUCCGCAAUGAGCCAGUCUCUGAGAAGGUGGACAUCUGGUCAUUUGGCGUGGUGCUGUGGGAGCUGCUCACCGGAGAGAUCCCAUAUCGCGACGUUGACUCGUCAGCCAUCAUCUGGGGUGUGGGCAGCAACAGUCUUCACCUGCCCAUUCCUGCCUCCUGUCCUGAGGGAUUCAAGAUUUUGCUCACCCAAUGCUGGAACAGCAAGCCCAGGAACCGGCCGUCUUUCCGUCAAAUCCUGCUCCACCUGGAGAUUGCCGCGGCCGAUGUUCUGUCGACACCCCUGGAGACCUUCUUCCACUCACAGGCUGAGUGGCGCGAGGAGGUGCGCAGUCAGUUUGAGAAGAUUCGCACGGAGGGCGCCAGCAUACAUCGGCUGGACGAGGAGCUCAUAUCACGGCGCCGCCAGGAACUCAGGCACGCGCUGGACAUACGGGAGCACUAUGAGCAGAAGCUGGAGCGUGCCAAUGGGCUGUAUGCGGAGCUCAGCACCCUGAUGCUGCAGCUGGAGACAAGGGAGAAGGAGCUCAACAGCAACAACUUCUAUAACAAAAAAAGCAAGGCCACUGAAAGGAAAGAGCAGGCCAUGGCAAAAGUCUACUCCAGGAUCAGCAAACAGCACAAGGACCAUCCUGUGGCUCACUCCAGCACGCGGAAGAAGGGGCGGCUGCACUUCCGAAGGACGGACGUGUUGGGGUCAGAGGGCAUGUCGCGCAGCCUCGACUCGGUGUCGCCGCAGGGCAAGGCCCGGUCGCCGCGCUCACACGUUGGGAAGCUGCGGCAGCAGCUGGUGGCUGCCCACAGCCUGCAGGGCAGCGGGCACCUCGACGCAAAGGCAGCUCUGCUGCAACGGCCGGCGACAGACGGCGACGCCACCACCACGGACCCUCAGCACUCCUCCAUGCCCUGUCUGGGCCCCAAUGCUGAGACACAGAGCUGCCCCGACAUCAGGAAUUCCGACCGCCUCAGUGGCUCCAGCCAAGAUCCCGUCAGCUCCGUGGCAGUAACAGAAGGGUCAUCGUUGAGACUGGAAGAACAAGCUGCUGGUGGUGAUGGCGGUGUUGGUGGUGGUGAUGGAGAGAGUGCUGGUGAUGGUGCAAGUUCCAGUGUGGUAACAGGAGGCUGCAGGACCUGCCCAGGUCAGCUUUCAAAGAGCAGCAGGCAUGAGGGGCGUAUAAACACCAAGGGCACCGGCGAGACCACGGACGAAGAAGGGGAGGUGGAAAGUGAAGCAGACUUUCUGCACAAAACAAGGUCCCUUCUCGGCGCCAGCAGCUCAGCCUCUGACAGCCACAGCUCGGCCUCGGAGGAGGAGCGGGAGCGGUCAUCGGAGCACUCGCUCGGGGCUGCCACAGACGUGGAGAGCGACCUCCCGGCCUCGGCACUCACCAGCUCCACCGAGCUCAGCGGCGGCGGCGGCAGUUUCGUUGGAGGUGGCGCCGGGGGCAGUGGUGGUGUUGGUAGUGCCAGCGGUGGUAGGGGUCACAGUGCGGUUGGUCGCACUGCCGGCGGUACUGCUGCGAAGCUGACCACAGCGAGCGUCUGCCGUGGAUUCGUCGACUUGGAUGUGGAUUAACUGGGCAGGUGCUGCCAGCUGAGCGAGAUCCAUUGUGACAAGAAGUCCUCAUAUGGCCAUGGCCAUUAUGCUGAGCCAACGCAACAAAUGUGACCAGCAGAAUAAUAAAUAGUACUUCAUGUUUCCCUGACCCAAGCAAUGCUUUCGCAGAUUGCUGAUGUCUGUUUGGAAUAUUUAAAUUAUUAAAGGGAUUUAUAUUAAUUUUUAUCGGCUCUCUGUCAAACCUUGUUUGGCGAGUCGGGAAAAACCUGAAUUUAUUAUGUCUGCCUGGCCAGUGGUGGACUUUUUGGUAGGAACUAUGAAAUACUCAAAUAAUAUGACAUGUUUGAGCCAGGUUUAAAGAAGUGACAUUGCUGGAUGCUCACCCAUUUAAUUGCAUAAUCAUGUGUUUUUUUUAUUUAAGGCUUUCCUUUGACAGGGUGUAAAUAGCACUACUAUAAAUGUAAGUUGUAGGCUGGGUACUAGAUCUAUCAAAGUGUUUGGUUGACAGUUGAUUUCCAGAAGAGUGCAGCAGUUAAAACGUUGGUGCAAGUUUAUUAAAUCCUCCUCGACUCUGUCCACCCAGCAAUAUAAAUGGAUACGCUACAAUCGAUCGGCAGGAUGUGUGUGGCAGGGUAAAGUGUGGGUACUCCGACAAUUUAUUCAUUUAUGAUACCUGUUUACCCACAAAAGCCUCACUGAAUCCAUGACUCUUUUUCAGGAGGGGUCCUGCCACCUCUUCCAAGAUGUCUGGCCAGUGUGGUAGAGUCCGCCAAAUUAUCCUCGAGGGGCUCUCUCGAGCUCCCUCGAGUGGACGCCCUUCCGCCAACAGUGGCGUGAGCGACCAAUUGCAGGGCUGCACCUAUACCAAAGCGUAUCGACUGUUGAAAAGGAAACGUUAAAGAUCCAAAAUAAAAUAAAAAUAAAAACAAUAGCUAGAAUUCAUCCAAAUUCCAAGUUUGCAAAGAUAGCCUUAAUUUGUUUAAUUCAAUGUAGGAAGUUUAUAUUGAAUAUUUAAUAAUUAGCCAAACAAAUAAUGUCAUCAGGUAGGCUGUUAUAUAUUGUAGUUGACUAUUUAAUGUUCCAGUCACUUACCCUCAAGCCCACCACUGCCUCUGGAUGCUGGUGUCCCAUAUAUGUGGUCCCAAUAAUGUUUUUUUGCAUGACCAAUUACAACGAAUGCAAUGACGUUUCAGGCUGCUGGUAUGGGUGCUGGCCAUAACGUUUCCUUCAACCGGAGUAAGCCAUGGUUGAGUAAGGCCCAAGCCAUUCUCUUGAUAGGUGGGCUGUUUGCUUUAGUUGGCUCGAUGUUGGAUGAGACGAUUUAACAGAAAGAUGCCUGCAUUACAAACGAAGCAAGAAAUGACAAAUGCUGAUAUAAUUAUACAAGGUGCACAGCAAAAUCAUGGACUGGAUUCCGGUGUUUGUUUGGAAUGGAUACAGCAUUGCAGGUGUCCUGCUGUGUCUUGCACACGAGGUGGUUAAAUGUCACUGUAAAAAAAAUCCAGAUGGCUCACAUCAAAUGUGGCCAGUGCUCUUUGAUUUUGGAUAUUAGUUCCAUGUAAUUCUUUGGCUUGCACCAGACAUGGGAUAGAGAGCUGGAUAAAUUUCCGAUUUAAUUGUGCAGAGGAAUUAAAGAGAAAAUUUAGGUCACGUGCAUGCACACACAGCACUCCAAUUUACACACUAAACAUGGAAGGUAUGACAGCAUGGAAAAGUGGGAGAUAAUUUUCUGAGUUGAAAAUAAUAAAAAUCCACCUAGUUAUAAAUUACCACAUUUGAAGCAGAGUAGUUAAGUGGCAUGCGAAAUGCAAUUAAAUUAUGAAUACUUUCUAUCAGUACAGUAGUAACAGCCCAAUUUAGCCAUUAGCAGCACAAUUUUUUUUAUUUUUAUGCCAUCUUAUGGGCUUGAUGACAACUAUGUUUUCUCAAACGCGGACGUUUAGCAGAGUUCUGAGGAUUUUUUCUUUUGCACAUCACAUUUGUGUUAUUAUAAAUUGGCAAGUUUUGAAGAUUGAAUUAAUACUUUCUUUUGUUGCUCAUUGUUAAUGCAGAAUGUGUUUUUUGACCCUGCAUAAACAACAGCAGUCCAUACGUACCAGCUGCUGUACUGAUGUUGGAGCAGCACUUUGUGCAUGCAUAGAUUCACUCCUGGAAAAGCUAACGCAUGCUUUGAUAUUGUGAAUGUGACAUGGCCAAAAUAAAGGCCAUUUCGUUGGAACUGGUGACUUCGAACUCAAAUGCGAUAGCACUACCUCUGGGUCACCAGGUAUCAUUUAUGUGGUUUGAAGAACGCACGGUGGAUGAUAAAGAAGGCAUGCGUGAUUCCAUUCCCAAUAACUCCUAAAGCCAUCACAGCAAUGCAGUAAAUAAUAUCCUGCUAUUGACCCUUCACCAACGUGGCCAAUACAUUUAAACUGAAUUAAUGGUUCACGACACAAAUGUUUUCUACUUGUUUCCAAGUUCUGCAACAUGGACUUGGACACAGCAGAAUGUUGAAAUGGGUGCAUUCGUACAUUUCAACAUCUAAUCAAUGGACAUCAACCCAAUGUUUUGAGUCUACCACUCUUCUCAAGUCACACACCAAACUGGCAUCAGCUGGAUUAUGAAUCAGGAUGUAUCUGUGGAUUGUUACAUAAAACGGAAAAUAUUUUCCAAAAAACAACACAGUGUGUUUCACACUAAUUAUAUCAGAAAUGUGUUUAUAAGGUGCUUUUAUGUUUAUAAUUCACCUUGUUAAUUUCCCAGUUUGCGGGCAUAUACAAAUUUGAUAAACCCCAAGGCUUUAAAGUUUAUUGGAACUCAGAUCAUCUGCAGGUGAGAUUGGUCGAAUAAAAUUGUGCACCGUUGAAAAACUUGACAGCUACAUUCCUCCAAAGACAAACUGGCUUCAGAACAUGAUUAAACAGUGCCUGUGUCGAAUUACGACAGUACACGGUAACGCCCAUGUUCCUGAGCUCUUUGUAAUUUGAAGCAUGCGUUUGCCAAUUCGAAAGUUUCUCGAGGCGUAAUUUUUUUUCUGGCCUGCAAAAUGAAUGUUUACGAUCUUAGGAUGUGCAUGUAGCACUCAACUUGAAAACCUGUCCAAAUUUGUGUUUUGGUUUUCAUCAACUGAGGUGCUAUGUGAUACGAGGGCAUUAUGAACGACUGUGACAGUGCAGAAGUAAAAUCCAUCCAGUGGUAAUGUGGAUGAUGCAAAAUGUAUGCAUGGAGUUCAUAAACUUAUAUUUGUCAAGAUGAUAACAACAGAGUAAUGGUGAUGAAACCAUUCCAAGCCAUAACGGUUUUCAUUUUAACUCAUACUUUCUGUAUUGUAGAACAUGCAACUCAAAAUGAAUUAAAUCUAACGUAGCCAUUAAAGAGACAUUUCCUUAUUGGAAAACAGUCAGUUAUUCACCUUAUAUGAUAUAAUUUCUGCGGGUUAUUCCUUCUACUUAUUGGAAACCCAUUGAAUGACACCAUGAUAUUUAACAAUGUAUUUGAGGAUGGAAAUGCGCGUCGGUUGUGGUGUCCUUUACCAUGCACAGCUUCGGAGUUCUGGUUGAAAUUAUUUAAUGGCAAACCAAACAAUGUAUCUGAGAGACCGUUUUCAUAUUGCCAGGAGAUAUUGGGCAGAGAAUUGGGCCCUUGGCAUUGGCACUAUGCUACACAAGCUCAAUGAAAACAUUGUUUAGGUCCAAGUCAUCCGUACUUAUAAAGUCACUCCCGUUUUAACAGAAGCUUCGUCUUAGAGGCAUGAAUCUUGGUAUUUCAGUGGAUUCGAGUCAGUGUGACUGUGAGUGAAAACAACAAAGCAAUCAAAUCUUACAGCCCAAUGACGCUGACAGUAACAUGGAUUUUUUAAAAGAAAAAUACUCGUGCAAUAUUUGGACACAAUAUUACGAAUACAUAAAUCGUCAUAAACAAUUACCACAGCACACAUCUUAUUAAAUUGUGCUACAGGGGCUUUAAAGACCAUUGAGAGUACCCAGGAGAUUGGUAUAGAAUAUUUACAGGAAAGUUUGGCACCCAGUUUCAUUGCUAGGGCAAGGGUUAAACUCUAAAUAAGACCGUGAUUCGCACUAGAAACCUGAUGUCAAAACGUGGACCGUAUUGUUCACACGUGUUGAAGAUAAGCCCAACUGACUCAAUGUUACCUUCACAUCCUCAACUACAUGUUGGCUUAGCUGCCCACCGACACAACAUAUCUCCGUGGCCAGAAUGAACGUGGUUCAAUGUUGCCUGUGAAAUACAGCCAGCUUGUCCCAGAUCUCCCUGAUGGCUUCCACUUAUUAAUAAAGUGGCUGGUCAGACAAGGGGUAGGGAAAGCGAUCAACAUGGAAUAGUAUGCACGAGCAUUAAUUUGAUCAAAGCAGGCUACCUGCCUGUGCAUUGUAACGCGGUUGCGGUGAGGUCACGUCUCACCUGAUUACGUUUCAAAUCAACGUGCCACUAAAAUAACAUCCCGAUACCUUUCGCCGUGAAGUUGCAAAAGAGAAAAAAAUAUUAUACGUGUAAAGUGCUCGUCAUUGCGUAUCUAUAUAUCAAACUGUGUACAAAAUUAUUUUAAAAAAUCGCAAAACUAAUGACAAAUACAGUAACCUAGCUAUGGGUGCUUCAGUUUAUACAACGGAAUUCACCGCAAUCGUCUUGAGUAGUUCAUUUUCUGUCUCUUAGGCACAUUAGCGUUUUUUGAAACGUGUACAGUAUGCGUAUAUAUUCAGUACAUGUACGUGUAUAAAUACAGCCGUUCAG